AUGUCGCACGAGGAAGAGAAGCGUCAGCUGUACAACCGGCAGGAGUACGUCGUGGGCGCCGAGACGCAGGCGAAGUACGGCAGCACCGACGUCCUCGUCGUGGGGGCCUGCGGGCUGGGGGCGGAGCUGGUGAAGAACCUCGCCCUCACGGGGGUGCGCUCGAUCAAAGUCAUGGACGAUGGCGCCGCCACCCUGCAGGACCUCGGCACGAACUUCUUUCUGACCCCGCAGGACGUCGGCAAGCCGCGGGCGGGCGUGGUGGCGGCGCGGGCGCAGGAGCUGAAUCGCUUCGUCAGCGUCACCGCCGUGACGCGCCCGCUGCAUGAGGUGCUCCCCACCGUUCACGUGGUGGUGUUUGCGAACCAACGCACCACGGCGCUUUCCGGCGAAAACGCCCUCGCACGGAGGCACGGUGUAAAGUUUGUGGCGUGUGAAAGCCGGGGUAUUGUGGGGUGCGUCUUUGUGGACGCGGGGCCCUCCUUCAGCGUGCUGGACCCCGACGGCGAGGAGACGGUCUCCUGCAUCGUCACAAGCAUCUCGCGCGACGGCGUCGUCUCGCUGCAUGAGGACAAGAACCACGAGUGCGAGGUGGGGAGCCAUAUCUUUUUCACAGGUGUCGUCUCGCCUGCCGCGGUGAACGCGGACAUUGACCCAUCCGCUCUGCACGGCCGCUGCCACAGUGCCGCCUCCUCCUCGCUGAACCUGUUCGAGGUGGCGGAGGUCAUCUCGCCGUACAUUCUGCGCCUGAAGAACUUCGAGGCGGUGGUGGGCGACGACCCCAUCGACGUUGGCACCGCCGCCUACCUCCACACAACAAAGCGACACGUGCUGAUGGGAUUUAAGGACCUGGAGCAGAGCGUCGCCGACCCGGCAUUUAUUACCGUCUUUGAUAGUGAGCACAAACUGAACGCCCCAGCCACGCUGCACGCCGUCUUUCGGGCCCUGCACGAUCACGGCACGCUGCCAUCGACCCCCGCGGAGGUGAAGAGCGUGCUGACUGCGGCCGAGGCGUAUUACAGCAGCUGCAACAGCGGCCACCUUGACGCGGCAGCCGCCAAGUCUGUUCUUUCUGUGAUUCAUGGAAAUCUUAACCCGAUGGCGUGCUUCAUUGGGGGCAUCGCCUCGCAGGAGGUGCUAAAGGUGUGCAGUGGGAAGUUUACGCCGAUACAGCAAUGGCUGUACUACGAUGCAAGGGAGCUGCUUGUCGCCCGCGGCGAGGUGACGGAGGCGGAUCUGCGCCCCCCCACCCCGACUGGCAGUCGCUACGACCAGCAGAUUGCGGUUCUUGGGGCCGAGUUUCAGUCGUACUUGUCGACGCAGUGGGCCUUCAUCAUUGGUGCCGGGGCGCUGGGGUGCGAGCUCAUCAAGAAUGCCGCCUGCAUGGGGCUGGGCGGCAUCUCCAUCACAGACAUGGACAACGUUGAGAUGAGCAACCUCUCGCGCCAGUUUCUCUUCCGCAACAGUCACAUUGGGCAGCACAAGUCAAAGGUGGCGGGGGAGGCGGCCAGGGCGAUCAACCAUGACCUGCAGGUGAACUCCUUCGUGGAGAAGGUCUCGGCCGAGACGGAGGGCAUUUUUAAUGAAAGAUUUUGGGACUCGCACGCCGUCGUCCUCAACGCGCUCGACAACGUGGAGAGUCGCAAGUACGUGGAUAGCCGCUGCCUCUUUUACAGGAAGGCCCUUUUUGAGAGUGGCACGCUGGGAACGAAGUGCAACGUGCAGUGCAUCAUCCCCUACUGCACGGAGAGCUACAGCAGCAGCCAUGACCCGCCGGAGAAGUCGAUUCCGCUCUGCACCUUGAAGAACUUCCCCAACGCCAUUGAGCACACGAUUCAGUGGGCGCGGGACAACUUCCACGUGCUCUUCACCAGCACACCCGAGGAGGUCAACGCGUACCUGCAGGACCCCGUCGUGUUUGCAGCCGAAUUGGAGCGGGAUCCGGCUAACAAAACACUGUCGCUGAAGGCGGUUCGAGAUGCGUUGGUGCGGUGGCCGGCCGACGCCGCGGACUGCGUGCGGAUCGCGCGAAGGCUGCACCAUGAGUACUUUAAUGACGCCUUCCGACAGCUGCUCUACAACAUCCCGGUUGACAAGCGCAACGAUAACGGGGAACUGUUCUGGAGCGGUGCAAAAAAGCCGCCAACCCCGCAGGAGUUCGCGCCAGACUCCGAGUGGAGCGUGUCGUUUGUGUACCACUGCGCCUACCUGCUCGCGUGCGUGUACGGUCUGCCGCCGUUCAUGCUCUCGCGCGAGGAGGUGGUGCGGCUGGCGCAGGAGACCGCGGUGCCUGCGUUUGUGCCGCGCCAAGCCGUCUUUGCCACCAGUGAGACGGAGAAGGAGGAGCCUGUGGCACAACUGGCCGCCGACGUCCGCCUGCAGGACCUGCCGCCGGUGGGCAACUUUCACGGGCGCCGCAUGUUUCCGCUGCUGUUCGAGAAGGAUGACCCUACGAACCACCAUGUGGAGUACAUUACGGCCUGCUCGAACAUGCGUGCCGUCGCGUACAGCAUUCCGCCCGCGGGUGUGCAUCACACCAAGCGUGUCGCAGGGAACAUCAUUCCGGCAAUGCUGACAACCACCGCCCUCGUCACGGGCCUCGUGGGGCUGGAGUUGCUCAAGCGCCUGCUGCUUACCUGGCGCUGGGAGAAGAGUGGCAGGCCGGCCAACGCCGUGCCCGCGCAGGACGAGAUAAAGGAGCAGCUUAGCAUCUACCGCAACUCCUUUGUCAAUCUUGCUUUGCCGUUCUUUGCCUUUUCUGACCCCAUCAUGGCCCCUGGCUCGUCGUACAUGAUGCCGGACGGGCAGUCCGUUCGCUGGAGUAUUUGGGACCGCAUCGACGUCAACGAGGGGCGCGACCUGACGGUGCAGGAGCUGGUCUCCGCGCUCGAGAGCCGCUACCAGGUGGAGCUCUUCAUCAUCGCCCUCGCCAGCGGCAAGAUGAUUUACUCGCAGUUCGGCAACACGAAGGACCGCGGCAGGCCGGUCUCCGCUGUGGUGCAGGAGCGCGGGGAGCAGCUGCAGGACGGCGAGGACUGCUGCUGCCUGAUCGCCACCGGCAGCAUGGGCGACGUCGACGUGGACAUCCCCGUCAUCCGCUACCGCUUCCGCAACUUUUGA
Trypanosoma conorhini is the source of this 3117-nucleotide messenger RNA. RefSeq names its product putative poly(A)+ RNA transport protein (UbaA). Gene Ontology annotation, cellular component: cytoplasm; SUMO activating enzyme complex. Gene Ontology annotation, molecular function: SUMO activating enzyme activity. The transcript has a single exon. Gene Ontology annotation, biological process: protein sumoylation. The record is from RefSeq and is a predicted model, not a curated record. Bases 1 to 3117 code for a protein of 1038 amino acids. NCBI's taxonomy places the organism in Eukaryota, Euglenozoa, Kinetoplastea, Trypanosomatida, Trypanosomatidae.